UGGUACCCAACUAUAUAAUAAUUUCCUCGACUCCAUUACUAUACUGCUAAACUUCUUUCAGAAAAAAGGAAGCUCAAAUAUGUUUUACUACUAUGUGAUUAUUCUACCUUUAUCUCUCUUUCUCUUGGCUUACAAAUUCUUCUUCGCCUCCAAAUCGCAACGUUACAACCUCCCUCCUUCUCCCCCUUACUCUCUCCCAAUCCUCGGCCACCACCGCCUCCUCAAACCGCCGGUCCACCGUCUCUUCCAACGUCUCUCCAAAACCCACGGCCCAAUCUUCUCCCUCAAGUUCGGCUCCCGCAGCGCCGUCGUGAUCUCCUCAUCCUCACUCGCAACAGAAUGCUUCACUGGCCAAAACGACAUCAUUCUAUCAAACCGACCUUGUUUCCUAACGGCCAAAUACGUCGCUUACAACUACACAACGGUCGGAACCGCGCCUUACGGCGACCACUGGCGUAACCUCCGCCGCAUUUGCUCCCUCGAAAUCCUCUCCUCGAACCGUCUCACCAACUUCCUCCACAUCCGCAAAGACGAAAUCCGCCGUAUGCUCACGAGACUCUCACGUGACGUCAACAAAGACAUCGAGCUAGAGCCGCUCUUGUCUGAUCUGACGUUCAACAACAUCGUGAGAAUGGUUACAGGGAAGAGAUACUACGGAGACGAAGUCCAUAACGAAGAAGAGGCGAAUGUUUUCAAGAAACUCGUCGCCGACAUCAACGACAGUAGCGGCGCUAGGCAUCCCGGAGAUUACUUGCCCUUCUUGAAGAUAUUUGGAGGGAGCUUUGAGAAGAAAGUGAAAGCUGUCGCGAAAAACAUGGACGAGAUCUUGCAGCGUCUCCUUGAAGAGUGUAAGAGAGAUAAAGACGGUAACACUAUGGUAAAUCACUUGCUCUCUCUCCAACAACAUGAGCCAGAGUAUUACACUGACAUCACCAUCAAAGGCCUAAUGCUGGGCAUGAUGAUCGCUGGAACAGACACCUCCGCCGUGACAUUGGAGUGGGCGAUGUCGAGUUUGCUAAACCAUCCAGAGUCAUUAGAGAAAGCAAAACUAGAGAUUGACGAGAUAAUCGGACAAGAACGUUUGAUUGACGAACCAGACGUUGCAAACUUGCCUUACCUACAAAACAUAGUGUCCGAAACAUUCCGGUUAUUCCCGGCGGCGCCGCUUCUGGUGCCAAGAUCACCGACGGAGGAUAUCAAAGUAGGAGGAUACGACGUGCCGCGUGGCACGAUGGUGAUGGUUAACGCGUGGGCUAUACACAGAGAUCCAAAUCUUUGGAACGAACCGGAGAAGUUUAAACCAGAGAGGUUUAACGGGGGAGAAGACGUUCAUAAGCUGAUGCCGUUUGGUAAUGGACGGAGAUCGUGUCCCGGCGCCGCGUUAGGGCAGAAGAUAGUGACGUUGGCGUUAGGUUCGUUGAUUCAAUGCUUUGACUGGGAAAAAGUCAACGGCGAGGAGAUUGAUAUGACGGAGACUCCGGGGAUGGCGAUGCGUAAGAAAGUACCUUUACGGGCUUUAUGUCGAUCUCGGCCCAUUAUGUAUAAGCUUCAGGCUCAUUUACACGCUUAGUUUUUCUUUUAACUACUUUUUUGGUUUUCUCAGCAAACUUGUUAGGUUUUGGCUAUGUGUCUAAUGAUUUGCCCAUAUUUAAUUCUAAUAAAAAAUGUACUUUUAUC
Messenger RNA from Capsella rubella, 1677 nucleotides. Its product is annotated as cytochrome P450 81F3. The transcript has 2 exons. The record is from RefSeq and is a predicted model, not a curated record. The coding region runs from base 80 to 1570 and encodes 496 amino acids. Gene Ontology annotation, molecular function: oxidoreductase activity, acting on paired donors, with incorporation or reduction of molecular oxygen; heme binding; iron ion binding. Lineage: Eukaryota; Viridiplantae; Streptophyta; Magnoliopsida; Brassicales; Brassicaceae.